Molecule: messenger RNA, 3063 nt
Organism: Pimephales promelas (fathead minnow)
Lineage: Eukaryota; Metazoa; Chordata; Actinopteri; Cypriniformes; Leuciscidae
Gene: nkd2b
Product: NKD inhibitor of WNT signaling pathway 2b
Biological process (GO): negative regulation of Wnt signaling pathway
Cellular component (GO): cytoplasm
Molecular function (GO): calcium ion binding
Source: RefSeq, a predicted model, not a curated record
UCAUCUUCAUCCGCAGCAUAAGAUCAUCUCGAGAGCUCCUGCGACAGAUCCUCUCCUUCACUCUUCUGCAUUACAGACUCCGUGAACGGGACUCUGCGGGGUCGCGCGCUCGAUGCUGCUCGUGCUCGCAUGUUUGCGGAAUCUGCAGGAUUUGACUUUUCAUUUCUCUGAACGGGAUACAAUGUAACAACCGCGACCGAGAGAUGCACGACUUCUGUUAACCACAGCUGCGAUACAAUGGGGAAACUUCACUCAAAACAUGCUUGCAAACGUCGGGAAAAUCCUGAGGGGGACAGUUUUGUUGUGAAUGGCUUUAUUUCAAGAAGAGGAGUUGAAGAAGGCGAGAGAUAUGGCACCAAUCAGAAAGAUUACAAGGAGCUGCAGGACUGUGAGCUGAAGGACGGACACCGCUGCCCUCUACAGGUGAUUUUGCCUCCAGAAAAGUCUGAAGGAUGUGAGCGUUUUCUUCAGUUUCUGCCGUCUGAAGAUGGAGAGAGAGACCUGAAGGAAACCUGUAAAGGGAAGAAGCGCAUCAGUCUGAAUGAUCUGGAGUGUAACGUGUCGCUGGUUGACGACAACAGGCAGGAGUGGGUCUUUACCCUCUACGAUUUUGACAACAGUGGAAAAGUCACGAAGGAGGACAUGUCCAGUCUGAUGCACACCAUCUAUGAUGUGGUGGAUGCCUCCGUCAAUCACUCGUGUAAAAGCAAACCAAAGACCCUCCGAGUCAAGCUGACGGUCUCUCCAGAGCCUGGAGCUCGCAGGAGGGACGGGACACACGCCGGGACCGAGAAAGAAGCGAGUCGUUUGAGUCGCAUCGAAUCGGCUCACACAGAGGAGAGACGGCAACACACACACAUCAGAGGUCAGCCUGAUGAAGCUCACGAGAGGAAUCACUAUUGCGUGGAUGAGAACACAGAAAGAAGAAAUCAUUACCUGGAUCUGGCUGGAAUAGAGAACUACACCUCCAGAUUUGACAGUACCUCUCCUCCUGCGGCCCAACAAGAGCCAGCCUCACGGCCUCCACACAACCAGAGUCGUUCCCGGUCCCACGAGCCCGAGACACAGGCCCAUCAGCGCCGGUCUCAGGUCAUGUCCGAUCACUGUGUGGCGCUGGAUCCCCGCGUGCGCAGCGGCCCUCAGUUCAUCAGAUCCCCCAAGGGGACGUCCAAAGGAGCAGCUGGCGGCCAGGCCGCGGCCAAAAUCAGCAAGUGCCAUGGCUACUAUCCCUCCAUGCAUGUCUCAGGGGCUCAGGAUGUGUACCAUCUACCCCAGCAGAACCAGCCUCAAGCCCCGUCGGGUCACCAACACCCUCUCCAGCACAGUCACAGCAAGAGAGUGAGAGCCAAAGCCAGAGAACAAGCCCUGUCUCCUUCAAAACAACCCUCACCAGCGCCGGACCGCGAGCAGAACGCCGGCUUCAUGCGUCCUGUGGUCCAGCGGCAUGAACACCACCAUCAUCACGAACAUCAUCAUCAUCACCACUACCACCACUACCAUCAGACAUGACUCCACCCUGUAACGGGACGAUCCUUAUGUCCUUUCACGGAGCGAAAACUCUGCUGUCAUAAAGCUGUGGAAUCAUUGAUCACGUAAUCCCAGGCCUCAUUCAAGGGUCAUUCCUGUUCUGCAGUACGGAUGUUCAGAAAGGUUUUUUUUUAUAUAAAAGCGUAUAUUCAGUGCUGGGGAAAGUCACUUUUAAAAGGUAAUGCAUUAUAAUAUUGUGUUAUUCCCUAAAAAAAGUAACUAACUGGGUUACUUAGUUACCUUUUGUGGGAAAUAAUGUUGUUUCUCUCCUGGGGUGGGCUUCCUAGUUUGAGUUUUAAUUACAAAAAAAGCUGUAUUUAUAUAUUCACACCAAAAGUGAAAUGAAUAAGCAUCAGGCUGAAGGAAAUGCAAAUGCAUGCCUGUACAGUAGAGGGCACCGCUCAAACAAACUCAAAAAGUACAACACUGUUACUUCAUCAUUUCACUGUUUUUAUUCAUUUUGAGGAAUACUGAAAACAAAGUAACUUGCAUUACUUAUUUAAAAAAAAGUAACUCUGUUGUAAAUUUACUUUACUAGUUACUUGAAAAAAGUGACCUGAUUACAUACAACUCGUGUUAUUUGUCAUUCGUUACACACCCAACACGGCAUAUAUCAGAUAUUCAGAAAUCUGCUCCGGUCAAACUCAGGCACUUAUGAAAAUAGAGCUAAAGUUAGUCAUUGCUGACCGUUUACAUGAAAACGUCAACUUAAUUUCUCUUCGUAUUUUGAUUAUGUUUAUUAUACAGAUUUGUGGUUGAGUGGGAUUGAAUGGUUUAGAGCGACAGAAACCGACUUGUAGCAAAAAUAUUACAAAAGAGAGUUAAAAGGAUUUUUACAGGAUGCUAAAUAAUAUUGAGGACCUAUAAAUCUAUUAUCAGUAUAAAAAUCUAUAUAUUUUUUCCCCAUAUAUAAUAUAUACCCAAGAAAACAUUUCAAUUUGAGACCUAAGGAAAAUUAAUAUUGAUUAAAACCAAAUUAAAUAAUUGAAUUUGAUUUCCUUGGGUCUAUAGAUAUUCCCCUCUGUGUUCAUUUAAUUCUAAUAAAAGAAGGAAGAUUUUAUCCAGUAUAUUAUGACAUAUAUGAUGGGGGACAUGUAAUGAAAUGUACUGCAUAGAAGGAAUGACUCCAUAUAUAAAAUGAUUGUACAAUUUAGCCAUCAUGAUCUGCUUGGCCAUGGCUUUUUGUCCGUCACUCGGAUGUGGUUUUGUGUUUCUCUUCAAGUAUUUUCUCCCAAACAUGGAUCUCAGGUGAAUGGUGCUGCUCUGUAGCUUUUCUAAAAAAAAAAAAGAAAAAAGAAAAAAGAAAAAGGCUAUAUCUCCGUUGGGAGAGCUGCCAUGAACUGAACGUCUCCCUCUUACCAGAGGAAAUAUCACCACUGCCAGUUUGAAUGCUAAAAUAUCCUUUAUGUUUAAAAAUGAUAAACUAUAUGAAUAUAAACAUUUUACUGUAUGAUUAUACCGCAUAUGCAUAUUUAUCAUGGUUUAUACGUAUGCAUUUGUUUUUAUAUAUUAAUAAAAUACAUCUACUGCAUUUGA